GUUAUUAGAAAAUUAAAUUUCAGUUUGAAUCUGGAGUUCGGAGGCAAACAAAACUACGGAGAAUUGACAGCGUGCAUUUGAUUUCAGUUGAAGUGGAAUUAAACUGGCGGAAACCAGAAAAAAAUUUAAAAAAGUUUGAAACAUGAUUGAUAAAACGAAAGCAAAGGAAAUAAAUUUGCCACAUCUCGGGCAACGACAUGUACAAAUUUUCAUGUUAUUUACCUCGAUUAUUGUUAAUUAUAUCACUAGAUUCAAUUCGGGUGUAGCUGUGGUGGCCAUGACCAAUGCGGCGACUACGAAUCCCAACUUUCCGGAAUACAAGUGGAGUGACAUGGAGAAGUCGUAUAUCUUAUCCAGUUUCUUCUGGGGUAAUUUCAUCACACAAUUCCCCGGCGGUUAUCUCUGUCGACGCCUAGGUGCCAAACGCACUAUGCUAAUUGCAACAUUAGGUUCAUCGCUUUUAUCUCUGCUACCACCGCUCUGCGUUAGAUGGGGCGGUUGGGGUAUUUAUUGUGGCAUACGCAUAGUGCAGGGGCUCUUCCAAGGUUUUCUCUUUCCCUGCAUACAUGCACAUCUCGCAGCCUGGUGUCCGGUGAAUGAACGCAAUCGUUUGGGCGCGCUAGCUAAUACAGGUAUUGAAUGCGGUACACUGCUCUCCAUCUUCAUAAGCGGUAUAAUAGCGGCUUCAGCCAUCGGUUGGCCAGGUUUGUUCUACGUCUCUGGUGGUAUGGGUUUAAUGUGGUGCGUCGUUUGGCUUUUAUUGGGCGCCAAUAACCCAGCCGAGUCGAAAUUUAUUACAAAAGCCGAACUUGAUUAUAUUGUGUCAUCGCAGAAUAGCACGAAGAAAGUAGAGUCCGAUGAAAGAGCGCAAAAGAUACCAGUACCUUGGCAUGCUAUAUUGACUUCAUUGCCAUUUUGGGCUUUAGUCAUUGCACGUUCUGCGCACUCUUGGGGCUUUUCCACGUUACAAGCUGAACUGCCUUCUUAUAUGAAGGGUGUACUCAAUAUGGACAUGAAGAAAAAUGCUUUCUACUCGGCGCUGCCUUAUCUGGCGAUGUGGUGCAUGUCCUAUGUGUAUUUGAUUGUGUCGGAUGUGCUGCUGAAUCGUAAUAUACUCUCACUCACAGCUAUACGUAAGACCUUCAACACACUCGCCUUCUGGACACCGGCUACCGCGCUUUUAUGCGUUGGUCUACUCGGAGAGGAGCAGAAGAAUUUUGCUAUUGUUUUAAUGACACUAAGUGUGGGCAUGAAUGCUGGUGCUACCAUCGGCAGCGCGCUGAACACCAUCGAUCUCUCACCGAAUCAUGCGGGUAUUCUAAUGGGUAUCGUCAAUACAUCGGCUAAUGUGUUACCGAUACUCACGCCACUGUUGGUCGGUGUGGUGGUUAAGGAAGAGCAUAAUCGCGCUCAAUGGCAAUUAGUCUUCAUAAUAGCGGCCGUCGUCUUUGCCUCGGGUAACUUAUUCUAUUUGAUUUUCGGCAAGAUGCACUUGCAGCCGUGGGAUGAUAAAGACUAUCUAUUGAAGAAAAACGAAGAAAAAUCGCAGCUGCCGCCGAAAGAGUGUAGUGAGAAUGCGGUUCCAACUUUAUCAAGCUGAAGUGAGCUACCAAUAUUUGGUAUAUAAGGAGUGCGUGUACAUAAUUAUUUGUUUAAUAAAUGCGAUACUAAAUUUUGUUAUACUUAUACAAUGUUUAAUUAAUAUUAAAUAUAUUCCAUAUUUUAUAUCUCAA
Zeugodacus cucurbitae (melon fly) is the source of this 1733-nucleotide messenger RNA. RefSeq names its product putative inorganic phosphate cotransporter. The record is from RefSeq and is a predicted model, not a curated record. The transcript has 4 exons. Gene Ontology annotation, cellular component: plasma membrane. Bases 143 to 1600 code for a protein of 485 amino acids. Gene Ontology annotation, molecular function: transmembrane transporter activity. Gene Ontology annotation, biological process: transmembrane transport; monoatomic anion transport. NCBI's taxonomy places the organism in Eukaryota, Metazoa, Arthropoda, Insecta, Diptera, Tephritidae.